Molecule: messenger RNA, 4484 nt
Organism: Drosophila navojoa
Lineage: Eukaryota; Metazoa; Arthropoda; Insecta; Diptera; Drosophilidae
Biological process (GO): ERAD pathway
Cellular component (GO): BAT3 complex
Molecular function (GO): polyubiquitin modification-dependent protein binding; misfolded protein binding
Source: RefSeq, a predicted model, not a curated record
GUAUAUUUUGUUAAAAAGCAUUUAAGAGGCAGGAAUUCUGGGUCGUAGCCGCUCGCUAUUUUUGUGUGAUUCUUUAUCAAAAUUUGGCAGCAAUAAAAUUCGAAUUACUUGCUCUUUAAUCGACUGGCAAACGGUGUUGAUGCAACACAAGAGUGAUAUUAGCGAUACGCAAACAUAGAAGAAAGGAAAAUAUAGCAUUUAAUAAUACAAAAAAUAAUAUAAAAUUUUCCCACACUUGGCUACACCGGAUCGAAGAGAGUGCGAAAGAGUGAGAGCGAGCAAAGGCGAAUUUCGAGUGCGAAUGCGUUUCGAUUGGCAGAAACAAGACAACGAUUGCCGUCGUACAUCGGCCACCGAUUUUCUUUGCCGUUGGCUGUUGUAAGUUUUAUUUCUACAGUAAAGGAAUCUAAUUCAGAAGCAUUUGAGAAGCACGAGCACGGUUAACAAAAUGUUAAUAAACCUAAAGGUGAAAACUUUAGAUGCUCGCACACACGACUUCAGCAUCGACAAUGAGUUAACCAUACGCCAGUUUAAGGACCAAAUCGCAGAGAAGACUAAUAUUGCAGCCGAGAAUCAGCGCAUUAUUUACCAAGGGCGCGUGUUGUCUGAUGACAAACAAGUGAAGGAAUACGAUGUCGAUGGCAAAGUUCUGCAUGUGGCCGAGCGUCCGCCCUUCUCGCAGCGCGGCGCUAAUGCAACGAACAACGAUGAACCGAUGCGUGGAUUGAACCGCCUUCCCGGCAGACCAGCACCGCGGAAUCUGCGCAAUGCGCCAUAUUUCAGGGCACUCGACGGCAUGUUGGUGGGCACUAUGGCCAUACCUGUGAACAAUGGACCACUGACUGCUGCGGGCAAUCGCACACCUCCGAAUCGCUUUCCCAACUCGUCGUCCUUCUGCAUUAAUCGCAUCACUGUUGCCCAGCACAUGAUCGACUGUGCCAAUAAUAUAGCUGCAUAUCUGGAAAACCCCGAGAUCGGGCUGAAUAAUCAAUCAUUAGAUAUACUGCAACGCGGGCAUUGGACUAUGGAGUCAACGGUGGUCGAGGUGGGCGUGUCGUCUACCGAUAUUCCACGCAACAAUAACAUCAUUGACAUGGUACAGGACGCAGUCACCGCUGCAUUGUCACGCAACACACCUGGUCGCAACUAUACAGUGGUGCAGCUGCCCACUGUCUACACCAACGAGGAGGGCGACCAGCAGCAGCAGCCGCCGCAACAACAACAGCAACAACAGUCGCAGCAGCAGCAGCAACAACAGCCAUCGGAUCGUGCUGGGAGCAGCAGCAGCGAUGGCGCCGCCAGCGUUGAUACGAGCGAGGAGACUACAGCAGCAGCCGCCGUGAUCAUUGAGGAUGUAAUUGAGACAGAUGAUGAGGCAGCCGAUGGGACUAACACGCCACCCGGUGAGGACGACCGCUCCAACUCGCCGCAGGCAGAGGCAGCGGAUCGAGGCGCAGCAGCUGGAACAGCAGCUGCUGGAGGUACGCAACCGAACGGUGCUGGCAAUGGUCCGCGCCGUCGUACACGUCCCGAGGUGCUGGCGCGAGUCUUUCAGCGCUACCGUACUGUCGAGCAACGUUUGGCGCCCUUCCUCGAUCGCUACUACGAGAUCUUGCAGCAGGAUCCCAGCUUCGAGGAACAGGACACAGCUGGACGCGAAAAUGCACAACGCAUCUACGAUCGUGUCUCCGAGGCUCUGCACUAUCUGUCGCAUGCCCAGCAUGCCAUCUCGGACUUGAUGCUGGACCUGUCUCAGCCCGGUCCGCGUGUGCUCACCUGCCGGCCCAUUCUCGUGGAGCAGAGCGGCUACAUACGCUCCAAUAAUAUCUUUACGCCCAAUCUGGUGGGCGCUCCGCUUGCAGACCUCAUUGCCCAAGUGCCGUCUGCGUCUGCAGUACCACAAGCCGCGGCACCAGCCUCUGCCUCCGCUGCAUCUAAUCCACAACAACAGACUGCGGCUGGAACAGGCUCAGGCACAGGCACAGCUUCAGCUUCAGCGCAACAACAACGAUCCGGAACUGAUCAGGAUGGAGUAGAUGAUCACGUGGAGAACUCUGUUGAAGUCGAAGCAGCGCCUAGGCCAAGGCUAAGUCUAUAUAUGCCUGUGCCAUUGCCUAUGUACAAUCCUCAAUCUCGAAUGUCACGUCUAAUUCAGGCUGUUGCUAAUGCCACAAACGAUGGGGAGCAGCGUCCACAGGACCCACAGGAUGGCUCUAGCAUGCAAGAUAUUGAGGAGGAAGAUUAUAUAGAUCCCGAGGAACGUAGCCGAAGAGCAGAUGAGCUAACAGCGGCUGGCAUUGCUGAUGCAGAUGCUGCAGCUGCUGCACUCGCUGGCCUAGCCAAUCGAAAUGACAACUUUGAGGAUCCUGUGGAUGAGCCCAUGGUGGCGCCAGCUGGCACCAAUGCAGCCGGCACACAAUCUCGUGCAGAUGCAGAUGAGCACGCCGAGCGUGCGGCUGAGGCUAACGAAGCACCCAGGCCAAGGUUUCGUCUCUAUAUGCCUGUCCAAAUGCCAACGCCCAAUCCUCAGAUGCGAAUGGCCCGUUUGAUUCAGGCCGUGGUCAAUAGCGCCACAAACGAUGCGGAUCUGCGUGUCGAGUUCAAUGUGCCCAAUGUGAUGUCCAUAAAUUUGCCGGUGCAUGUGAUGACCGCUGCUGUGCAUCCGCAAGCCCAAGCCCAGGCCCAAGCCCAGGCCCAGGCUCAGGCUCAGGCACAGGCCCAGGGACAGGGUCAGGGUCAAGCACAGGGACGACCAGCAGCCGCCACCGACAGUGCCGGAGCUGGCGAAGCAAAUGUGGCAGCUGCCGCAGCAUCAGCUGGAGCUGGUGCUGUUGCUGCUGCCGUUGCUGCUGCUGCUGCUGCUGCUGCGGCUGCCGCAUCCACAUCGAGUGGCACGCGCAGCGGCGAGCAGCGCGCCAAUACAUUGCCCACAACGGCCACGCAGACGCGCUCGACAUCCCGACCACAGAUUCAGAUUGGCGGCAACAACAAUUGGGCCGGACGUAUUGCACCUACGCAUACGGCGUUCGAUCGUUUCUUGCCCUGCAAUAGCCAUCAUAUUCGUGAGCCGGAGCCAAUGGUUCAACAGCAGCAACAACAACAACAACAACAACAGCAAUCCAACAACAACAUCAGAAGCAGAAACAACAACGUCAGCAGCAGAAACGCCUCGGGCUCGGGCUCGGGCUCGGGCUCAGCUGCUGCAACAGCCGGCGACGCAGCUGCAGCUGCAGCUCUGGCGGACAGCCGAGAGACUUGCAAUCUACGCGCCCAACUGCGCAGCUUUCUGCACCACAGCGUCUUCGAGGGCGCCUCGGUCAAUCCGUACACGAUGCAAACGGCUGUGAGCCGAGCUCUGGACUGGUUCGGCGACAAUUUGGUCUUUCUGCGUCAGUACGAGCUGCCGAGGUACAAUUCGCGGGACUCCGUGUGCAAUACGCUGCGCCAGAGCCUGCAACGGAUCAUCAUGUUGUGCUACGGCAACACCUGCAGCAGCCACUUCGAGCAUCAGCUAAAGCAAAUCUGCGAUCAGUUCCGGAAGCGUCUAUACAGCGUGCUCUUCCUGUGCCUGGGCACCACCAAUGCGGAGCUCUACUGGCGGCAGCUGAUGCGACGGCUCAGCGUGCCGCUGCGUUUAAAUUUCCGCAAUGAGGCCUUGCAGUUCUUGUGCAUCUACAUAGAUCCCACAAUUCCUGCAACGAUAGACGCCGCCGAUGCUCAACAGUUCCUCGUGCUGCGCGAAGAAGUGACAACGGGCGCCGAUGCCGACCCGGCAGAACAAUCGCUCGACACCGACGUCGAAAUGGCCGACGUGGCCGGUGGCAGCAGCAUCUCCGCGGAGCCGGAGCUAUCCUUGCCCGCGGUAACAGUCGGCUCGGAACCUUGGCAUAACAGUUUCCCUCAUGACUGGCUGCCUGUGAUAACGCGCGAUCUGCAAACCCAAACAGAGCAAAACCUACCACAGCCACCCUACUCCGAUGCUUAUAUAUCGGGCAUGUCUGCCAAGCGUCGCAAGAUCAUCCAGAACGAGAAGUCAUCAAACGUGGAAUGCCUAAUUUCUAGCGGUGUGCAGCGUGCUCUCCAAAACUCCGGUCUGGCUGGCACGAAUGGUGGCGGUGCCAGCAACGCAAAUCCCACUGUUAAUCCGGAUGUUGUGAUCAAUGCCAUUGCCCAUGAUGCUGUGGUGCAGGCAUCCUACACAGAGGCUGUGCGCAACAGUGCACGCGAGCGCCUUAAGCAGGAUAUUGAUUAUCAGCCAAGCAAAUAUCCGCAAAUCACCAAGUUUACCGAGCAAAAGUAGGCGACGAGCUGGGGUCGUGUUGUGGGCGGGGUCGUGGCCAUGGCCAUGGCCGCGAAUGAAGCGUGCUUUAAAGUGUGCUUUAUAUAUGUAAAUCUUACUUUAAUAUUGAACUACUAUGUUUCAUAUUUAGUUAAUUGGAUAAGUUCUGAAGCCUGUGUUGGCCACACGAAGUGCGCGCGGCUGU